Molecule: messenger RNA, 4317 nt
Organism: Acanthochromis polyacanthus (spiny chromis)
Lineage: Eukaryota; Metazoa; Chordata; Actinopteri; Pomacentridae
Gene: nhlrc2
Product: NHL repeat containing 2
Exons: 12
Coding region: 40-2199 (719 amino acids)
Molecular function (GO): protein binding
Source: RefSeq, a predicted model, not a curated record
CUUAUUAGUUUACGUUACCGGCUUGUUGUUGCAGGAAACAUGGCGUCCCAGUGUAGCCUCUCUACACUAUUUCCCAUCCAGAGUCAGCUGGAUUUCGCCCUAGACGACGCUACGACACAAGAAGAAAAUGAGCAACUUGUCUACCAAUAUUUGGCAAAGUUAGACGAGAAAGAGGACUUGAAGAUACCCGACUUCCAAACAGGCUUAGAAUGGCUGAACACGGAGGGGCCUCUGUCUUUGAACAAGGAGCUGGCUGGGAAAGUGGUUCUGCUGGACUUCUUCACUUACUGCUGCAUCAACUGCAUUCACAUCCUGCCGGACCUGCACCAGCUGGAGGAGAAACACCCCGUGAAAGAUGGGUUGGUAAUUGUUGGUGUGCACUCUGCCAAAUUCCCCAAUGAAAAGGUCCUGGACAACAUUCGCAGCGCCGUUCUCCGCUACGACAUCAUCCACCCCGUGGUGAACGACGGCGAGGCGCGUCUUUGGCAUGAACUGGAGGUCUCCUGCUGGCCCACGCUGGUCCUGCUGGGACCACGUGGCAAUCUGCUCUUCUCCCUGGUGGGUGAAGGCCACCGUGACAGGCUGAUGCUCUUCACUGAGGUCGCCCUCCGGUAUUACGGGGAGAAGGGCUUGCUGAAGAGUCACGUUGUCGGGAUCAAGCUAUACAGAGACUCCCUGCCUCCCAGCAUCCUUUCCUUCCCUGGAAAGGUGGCCAUAGACAACAAUAAUAAAAGACUGGCCAUAGCAGACACUGGACAUCACAGAAUCCUGGUGGUUACUUCUACUGGAGUCCUGCUUCAUGCCAUAGGAGGGCCUGAAAGUGGGCGAAAAGAUGGCGACUUGUCCGAAGCGUCCUUUAACUCCCCUCAAGGUGUUGCCAUUAAAGGAGACACUGUAUACGUGGCCGACACUGAAAACCACCUGAUUCGAAAGAUCGACCUGCUAGAGGGAAAAGUCAGCACUCUAGCUGGAGUUGGUGUCCAGGGCACAGACAAAGAGGGUGGAGCCAUGGGACCUCAGCAGCCAAUCAGCUCUCCUUGGGAUGUGACGCUUGGAACUGCCGGCGGUGCUGAAGGCAACGUGCUGUGGAUAGCCAUGGCAGGGACUCACCAGAUCUGGGCUUUGUUCCUAGCAGAUGGAAAACUGCCCAAAGGAAGUGAGUCCAAGGCUGGUAUGUGCGUUCGAUGGGCAGGCAGCGGCAACGAGGAGAACCGAAAUAACGCCUACCCUCACAAGGCAGGCUUUGCUCAGCCUUCAGGCCUGGCCGUAGCCCCCGAGGAACCCUGGAGCUGCAUGUACGUAGCAGAUAGCGAAAGCAGCACCAUCCGAACGCUGACAUUAAAAGAUGGAGCCGUCAAGUUGCUGGUCGGGGGAGAGAGGGACCCACUGAACCUUUUUGCUUUUGGGGAUGUAGAUGGGAAAGGAGUGGAUGCCAAACUGCAGCAUCCUUUGGGUGUAGCUUGGGCGCCUGAACAAAGCCUGCUCUAUGUGGCCGACUCCUACAACCACAAGAUCAAGGUGGUGGAUCCAAAGACGAAGCAGUGCAGCACAUUAGCAGGAACAGGGGAGGCUGGAGACACUCUGGGCCCUGACUUUAGUAAAUCCUGCUUCAGUGAACCCGGAGGAAUCUGCGUCGGCGACGGCGGGAAGCUUCUUUAUGUGGCCGACACCAACAACCACCAAGUCAAAGUGCUGGAUCUGGCAUCCAAGACUGUCUCACUGUUCCCCAUCUCCACUGAGUGCACCGACUCGAGACCUGCUAUGCCUUCGGGUCCAACCACAGCCCCAACGCUGCCAAAAUCAGCUGCCAGGAAGGAAAUGCCGCCAGUAGCUGUUUCCGUAGGGCAGACUGUCGUCCUGUCGGUCACAAUAUCGCUUCCAGAAGGAACCAAACUCACCGAAGAGGCGCCCAGCUGCUGGUCUCUCACAGCUGAGGGUAACGAGUGGCUGCUGAACAGUCAGGUGAUCACCGGUGGCAUCGUGGAUCUGUCGCAGCCCAUCAGCAUCUCAGCCAAACUUCCAGCUGUUAUGAAGGAGUCGAACAGCAAUCCAAGCCUCACUUUAGGUAUAUGGGUUUACUACUGUACGGAAGCAAGUAAAGCCUGUAUGAUGAAAGCGGCCUCGAUUUCCCAGCCUCUUCAAAUAAGCGCAGAUCCCGGAAAGGGCGAGAUCACUGUGGCGUUGUCUCAUGCCUUCUAAAACCACCUAUUUGUCUUAGUUAGAACAGCCUCAAAAUCCACGCUUUGCUUUGCGUUGACAUGUCAGUUUAGCCUCCAGUCUCGGAUAAAUCCAGCACUUGUUUUGUUCUGAAGGAAGGAGGGAGAUUGUUUCUGACGGAGCUGUCACUUCUGACUAAAAUGCAGUUCAAGCAAACCAGAUUUUCAGGAGAAUUUCAUUUCAAUCCACUAAGAUGCCCUUUCCAUAAAACAAAACGCAUCAGCACUGUAAUGUUCUUUACUGUGUGCGACAUUUAUUGACAGGAAUGCAAAUAGUGGCAUCACUAAACAUCUUAUAAAGCUGCGCAGCAAAUACAGCAGCAGCCUAAUAAUUAGCAUCUGUAUCAGAAUAUUUAUGUACCAAACUCUUCUGAGGACAGGCUGCACAAACGGUAAGAAAAUGUCCUCAUUACUAAUGCAGUAGUGUUUUGUUGAUGAAAAAUUUGCACUCCACGGUACCCUCUUACUUAAAAAACACUGCCACAAGUCAGAGAGUCUUUGUUUUUAAUGAGAAACCGACGAAAUUAUGAUUAUUUAAUUGACUGGUGGAGGUGUUUGUGUGAGUGAUUGACAGAAAUGAUCAUUUAAAUUCUGUUUUGGGAAACUUAGCCUACUUUGAAACACUGAAAAAGCCCAAACCUCUGAUCAGCUUUAUAUUUUUACCUCGACUGUGAGACCACUGUGAAUUUCACAGACGUGGUUUACAUCUGAAUGAUAUAAUCACAGCUUAGUUAAAGUUUUUUGCGUUCUCUGAAACCAGUUCUCAUUAAAAUAUUAUGAUGAGCAACAAUAGUAGGAAUUAAGAAAAGGGACGUUUAACAGCACUGAUGUGUAAUUCAGUUUUAGUCUGUCGAUAAUCGCGUAUUAAGUUACGGCCAGUUUCUCUAAAGAAAUGUUAUCACAAGAGGCUUUCAUGGGGAUUAGUGGGAUCGGAAACAACAAUGUCCAAUCUUUCACUUAGUCUCUGCCCAUUGAAAGAGCUGGUGGAAAAUGAAAGCUUAUGAACUUUAUGCCAUAAUAGAUUUAUGAGAACUUAUCUAUGCAUUAUUUAACCUUUUCACUUUGUAUUUUGUGUAUUUCUUUGUGUACAUGUGGGGUUUAUUUUUAUGGUUCACUGUAAUCAGUUUCCAAUUGAUUAUUUGUCUAAAGACUGAAGUAUCUUAACUCGCUAAGGAGUUCCAGUCGUAGCCCGAGUCUUCGCUGCAUCUCUGCUCUCUCUAUGACUGAUUGUGCUUCUGAUUAUAAUUAUUCCUGACACAAGGAGCCCUUUUGAUUUAGCCCCUAAAAUAUGGCUGUUAUCUAAGUAAUGAAUAAAGUGCCUGUCUUGAUAAGGAGCAGCAGCCUCUCUCGAACUGAUGACACCGCCGCUGCUCUGCUCUGAACACUGUGGGAUAUUGUAUUAAGAAAACAAAGUCUCAUUAAAAGCCCCUCUAUCGCGCAUUUAUACACUUCAUAUCUGCUCCACAAAGGGAACAUAAUAUGAAAGAGCUGCUCUAAUAAUGAUCCGAUGCACCACAUCACGGGUUUCUGUUGUGUAACACAAUAUGAUAAUGUGGACGCUGUUAUUGUCAUUUUCCCUUAUUGGUUUUCAAAGUUAUGAGCUGUUGUCAGAGACGGGCCAGCGAGUGUUUUGAUUAUCACCGCUGCCAUCAUGUCUCCUAACAUAAUUGUGUCCGUCAGAUUGCAUUAUUUGGUUUCGAUCUCCCGGUCCAAGUGCCUUGGAAAGAGGCUGUCGUACUGUACGGAUGGUGUAAAUUGACGACACUUUAGCUGUAUCAGAAGCAAUAACAAUAUAGUUGUGAGGUUUUUCUUUUUAUUCCCACAAGUUAUUUAUUUCAAAUGAACUGCAGAAGUAAUGCCUGCGUGUUUCCUCAGCUCUGUUAUCCCUCUGGCAUUUCUUAAUGAGCAGUAAUAGGCUUGAGUGGCUGCUGGCGGGCAUUAAGUUCCUGAUAUUGUUUUCCAAAUCUCACUUGAUUUCUUGUCUUGCUUUUUUGGAGCCCUUUUAGCGUGCUCUUCACUACAAGAGGACCUUCUUGACGCUUAAUGCUGCACUUUAAGAUGCAGCAGAGCAAGGAAAAACUAAUAAAGCAUUUUUUAUCUA